AUGCUCCGCCAACGACAACCCGCCGCCGCUGCAUCCGCCCCUGAUUACUCUCAAAAGGAACAGAUACCCACCAUGGCGGCCGCGACGACGACUACCCUGGACAACGAGCACCGUCCGCUGCUCCCACGCCACGAGGACGACGUACGCAGCAGCGGCAGCAGCAGCAGGCACCCCACCGAGCCAGACCACAACGACGACGACGACGACGACGAGACGCCAGAAAGCAUGUCUUGGGCACGUCGCAACCAAUGGAUUGUGCUCGCCGUUGCGAGCGGCGCCUGCGCUGCGUUCAACGGCGUGUUUGCGAAGCUGACCACGACUGAUCUCACAACAACGAUAUCGCAAGCGAUUUCCAACUUUCUUCAUUUACAAAACAUUGAAGGUGCCUUCGAGGUCGUCCUGCGAGCCGUCUUCUUCGGUCUCAACCUCGUUUUCAACGGCAUUAUGUGGACUCUCUUCACGAAAGCCCUCGCCAAGGGCCAGUCGACGACACAGGUCUCCAUCAUGAACACGUCCUCCAACUUCGUCAUCACCGCCAUCCUUGGUCUCGCCAUCUUCUCUGAGGCCCUGCCGCCGCUGUGGUGGGUCGGCGCUGCCAUGUUGGUCGCCGGUAAUGUCAUCAUCGGCCGAAAGGAUGAGGAAGCCGACAAGCCUGGUGGUGAUUACGUGCCGGUGCCCCAGCAGCCCGGCCUCGCCACCGUUCCACUAGACGGCCCGGACGAGGACAAGGACUCUGACGACGAGGAUAUUGUCGAUUUGGGGGACUUGAACUCGCCGGAGCCUCGGGCGUGA
Molecule: messenger RNA, 792 nt
Organism: Colletotrichum higginsianum IMI 349063
Lineage: Eukaryota; Fungi; Ascomycota; Sordariomycetes; Glomerellales; Glomerellaceae
Product: Transcription initiation factor iia small subunit
Exons: 4
Coding region: 1-792 (263 amino acids)
Source: RefSeq, a predicted model, not a curated record